Periconia digitata is the source of this 2129-nucleotide messenger RNA. The record is from the annotation of a GenBank genome assembly. NCBI's taxonomy places the organism in Eukaryota, Fungi, Ascomycota, Dothideomycetes, Pleosporales, Periconiaceae.
AUGCGGCGCGCUACCAGGGCACGUGAAAAACUCGCCAGGCCGUCCAAUGGCGAGUCGGAGCAUGACGCAGAUGACGAGGAUGUUUCAUCGAACCGCUCAACCGAAUACUCGGACUCGGACGCGAGUGAAGACAGCGACGGCUACUCAGAUAGCCUCGCAACUAAAAGGUUAACCAAAGAAUACAAACAGGCUCAGCAAGAGGCGUUGAAGCAUCAGGGGACGAGCAGAGUAACAGGCCCUUCUGCACCAACAUAUUUUGGCGAUCGCGCGUCGCGACGGACGAGGAACCGGGUUGACUAUAAGGAAAAAUCCAUCAACGAUAUUCCCUUCCGCAUCAUUUCAAAGAAAUCGACAAAAGCGACAUCACGUGCAAAAGCCUCUGUGUCAUCGUCUCGUCUCAACAUCGACGAGUCUUCCAAACGCGUCGCCAAUAACAGUAAAACCAACUUACUUACUACUCCAUUCUUACCCAAGAAAACCGAUAUCGACCGUUGGAUCUCCGAGGGACCUCCAGGUCCAUUACUCCGUCCGACCAAAUUUACUCAAGUCACCGCCAUCGAUCCCGUACGGGGUAGGUCCGAAAUGCGCGGUCAAGACAGUUAUGCCAUGCCGCCCAAUGGCCACUCUAACAACAUUGUUCAAGAAUAUCUCUCACCUGAAGAUGCUCUUUUUGAGCAGAAUUUCCAGUCCUUUAAAGUCCUGGACGAUGACGAGAAACGAUCGGUGAUCCAGCGCGAAGCAGAGGAGUACGGGAUGGAAAAGCCCCAAGGAUACAGCGUAUCCUUCCACUACAAUCCACAUGUUGAAUAUCACCACUUUGGAAGUAGUCAUCCCAUGAAGCCCUGGCGACUGACCCUGACAAAGCAACUGGUUCUUGCGUAUGGUCUGGAGUAUUGCAUGGAGCUGUAUGAGCCUCGACCAGCGACUUUUGACGAGCUGGCCAUCUUCCACGAUCGCGAAUAUUUAUCUUUCCUCAGCAAUGUUACUCCUCAGAAUGCCAAACCGGAUGAUCCAGCCUAUCUAGCUUUUGGAUUUGGCGGCGAUAGUAACGACUGCCCCGUCUUUGAUGGCCUCUGGAAUUAUGUAUCCAUAUACAGUGGCGCUUCGAUGAAUGCCGCUUACAACCUCCUCAACAAACAGUCCGAUGUAGCCAUCAACUGGUCAGGUGGUCUGCACCACGCCAAGAAGAAUCUUGCUUCUGGUUUUUGCUACAUUAACGACAUCGUCUUAGCUAUUCAGCUCCUCCUCACUCAGCAUCAGCGUGUCCUCUACAUCGACAUCGACGUGCACCACGGUGAUGGGGUAGAGGCUGCGUUCGAAUCGACGGAUCGGGUCUUCACUCUUUCGUAUCAUAAGUUCGGUAUCGAUAGAAACGGCUACCCUUUCUUCCCGGGAACCGGCAACAUCAACGAGAUGGGACCGAUAAACCCGGCCAACCCCGGCAAAGGGCACAGUCUCAACAUUCCCAUUGACGAUGGGAUUGACGAUGACCAGUACAAGUGGCUUUUCAAAAUCGUCACUGGAGCGGUAAUCGACAAAUACAACCCAACAGCAAUCGUGCUGCAAUCGGGGGCAGAUUCACUUGGCGGUGACAGAUUAGGUAGAUUCAAUCUGAACAUCAAAGCGCACGGGUUCUGCAUCGAGACAGUCAAAAACUACGGCAGACCUCUUCUACUGAUUGGCGGCGGUGGCUACACUCCACGCAACGUGGCGCGGACCUGGUGCCACGAGACGGCCGUUUGCGUGGGGGCAGAACUUCACAACAACCUCCCUACUCACAUUCCCUACAUACAAGCAUUCCAAGGCGCCGAAAAUGGUGGUGGCAUUCUCUACCCCGACCUUCACAACACGAAGCGGCACGACAAUUUGAACACGGACGGAAAGCUGAAGAAGAUGGUGGAACAGGCCAUGGAGAAUCUGCGGUACAUCGAGGCCGCCCCGAGUGUAGUCGUCAAUACUCGCGGUAUCGACGAAGAGCAGCUCAUGCGUAUCCGGGAAGAGAUUGACCGUGAGAUGGAAGAGGAAGCUCAGGAGAAGGAAGAAUAUCUGAGCGUGGAACACUCGCGGCGGCGCAGGGAAAGGAACACCGGGGGAAGGGGUGAACGGGCGAUGCGAUGAGGCCUGUAUCU